This is a messenger RNA of Carya illinoinensis, 924 nucleotides long. RefSeq names its product protein GET1-like. The transcript is spliced from 8 exons. Bases 300 to 770 code for a protein of 156 amino acids. Gene Ontology annotation, biological process: tail-anchored membrane protein insertion into ER membrane. The record is from RefSeq and is a predicted model, not a curated record. Lineage: Eukaryota; Viridiplantae; Streptophyta; Magnoliopsida; Fagales; Juglandaceae.
UUAAACCGAUCUCGUCCUCGCUCACAGACUCACAGUCGCUGCCAUAUCGCUUCGUAGGAAUGCGUGGAACUGAUUCCUAAGAAGCGAUCGAUCUAGCGAGCGAGAGAGAUGGGAGUAGAGAAAGAAGAAGAAACCCUAGGACAUCAGUGCUCGAUGGCAUCUCUUCUCGUCUUCAUGAUUGUAAUCAGCUUCCAAGAUGGUUGCGAAUAGAGAGGUAUUGCUUGGCAAAAAAAAAAAAGGAGCCGAAAAGUAUUGUAUUAUCUGUAUUAUCGCACAGGAGUCCGGAUGCUAUCUGAUGGAUGCUGACGUUUUAUAUUUGUAAAUUGGAGAGAGGACCUAAGAGUGCUGAAGUACUCCAGUUACAGGGAGAGAUAAAGCAACUCUUGAAAGAGGCUAGCUCCUUGUCACAGCCAUCCACAUUCGCACAGGCUGCCAAGCUUAGGAGGUUAGCAGCUGCCAAGGAGAAGGAAGUUGCAGAUUAUCAAGAAUCACAUGGCCAGGAAAUGAAAAUGUCAUAUGGUUUGCACCUAAAAGUUCUGUUUCUUUUUAAGGUUCUGACAUAUUUUGUGCUCGUAUGCUGGUUCUGGGGGGUUCCUAUUGCCACCAUAUCUCAGCAACUUGUGCAACCGUUUGGGAGGGUGCUAUCUUGGAGGACUGGUGGCAUCUCAAACAACAAUGUUAUGGUUGGGAUAAUACCUUGGUUACUAUUAUCCACGAGGGUUAGCAAACUUGCUUGUCGACUCUUAAAGGUAGAAAAUAGAUUCCGGUGAUUAUUGCAUUGGAAAUUGUAGAAUCUCUGUUCUCUAAACACCGUCUUAGCCAUUUCCGAUAACGAUGUACAUUUUUUCUGUUGGUAUUUAUUUGGCCUGAAUGUAAAUUCAUAUUAUGGAAUAGUGAGCAAUGAAGUUAGCCUCUUGAUUGUUA